Molecule: messenger RNA, 2945 nt
Organism: Cannabis sativa
Lineage: Eukaryota; Viridiplantae; Streptophyta; Magnoliopsida; Rosales; Cannabaceae
Product: serine/threonine-protein phosphatase 7 inactive homolog
Exons: 12
Coding region: 200-2623 (807 amino acids)
Cellular component (GO): cytosol; nucleus
Molecular function (GO): protein serine/threonine phosphatase activity
Source: RefSeq, a predicted model, not a curated record
UGAAAAAAAAUUAAAAAAAGCAUGGCGCGCUACUACUUUAAAAAAUUAAACGUCAUCGUUUCAAAAUGUUGCGUGACCUUUUCGAAUUCAAAACGAACUAGGGCUUGUAGUCUUCUUGUGCCUGCAAAAAAAUGAAAAUGGAGUUCUGAGACUGAGACCCAAUUCUCGCUACAAGUACCGAAUUGGGGACCCAAUUACUAUGCCAUACGAAUAUCAGAUGGAGCUUCAGAAAGAGAUAAUGGUAAAUGAGUCCAAGAAGAUUUUGGAGUCCAUAAACAUGAUGUCUCUUGCGAAUUUAGAUGAUCAACAAGUGUAUUCUCUUAUGAUGAUAAAGGAACUAGCUCGUGGUAUAGUUCAUAACAAAAUUGAAAAGGUGACAGCUAGUGAUGUUAAAAAAGCACAAUCCCAUAGUAUUGACAAAAUGGUGGGUUCUUGCAAGGCUGUCAAGAAGGUUUUGAGUUAUAUUGAUUAUGAAACUAUUGAUGAUCCGCAUUCGCAGUCAGUGUCGCGGAUGAAGGAGAUUGUGUCAUCUAUUGUCACUAAAGGAGCUAAGGUUGAUUCAAAUACUUUUGCUGUUGGGACCGAGGAGGAUGUGGAACUUGAAGGGAUUCAAAGGACAGUAUUAACAAAUAAAACUGUGGAAACAGAAGCUGAGUUGAGAAAUCAACAUGAUAAGCCUGUGGAGCAGAAUAAUAUUGUGGUUGAGACGGUGGAACAGAAUAAUAUUGUGGUUGAACAUUCAUAUUUGGGUAAUGCGGGUAUCCAGGCCGAAAGGGUAGUUGAUGUGGUAAAUGAAGAUGGUCAUAUCGAGGGGAAAACCAACUUAAUGGAUGAGCCACCCCGGUUGGGCAAUGGAGAAACUCUAGUUGGAAGGGAACAAUGUGUAACACUUUCUGGAGGUACAUCUACUUGCAGUGCGGUGCAGGCUUUUCAACCAGAAGAGUUGAUUUUUGAAGAUGCCCAAUUUUCAGUGAAAGAUGAAUUAAGAACAAAAGAGGAUCAGAAAGAGAUGGAAGAAACCUUCACUGGAUCAUCUGAAUUAGAAAGGGAUGAUGACCCAAAUGAAGGGAAAGAAUCAGUGGCAAUGUCGCCCCUUCAUCCCUCUGUUAUAUGGCCUGCUGAUGAUAUAAUUACCCUCGAAUGGGUAAAGAAUUUGAUGUUUAAACUUGAACACUCUUCAAAGAACGAUCCACCAUCUAAUUUUAGGUCUCUCGUGCCAAUAUCUGUGGUGGAUAAAUUAUUUGAUGCGGCUUCAAGAAUCAUGUCGCAGGAACCAAAUUGUGUGGAAGUUGAUUGUCAUGAAAUGGAUUCAAAGGUUGUUGUAGUUGGUGACAUUCAUGGACAAUUUCAUGAUUUGCUCAAUCUUUUUCGCCUUGCUGGGUUACCAUCUGAGAAGCAGUUUUAUGUUUUUAAUGGUGAUUAUGUAGAUAGAGGAGCUUGGGGUUUGGAAGUAAUUAUUGUCCUGUUUGCUUGGAAGGUCCUGAUGCCUGAGAGAGUUUAUCUAUUGCGAGGAAAUCAUGAAACUGGAUUUUGCACAUCAAUAUAUGGUUUUAAGCAAGAGGUCAAGACCAAAUUUGCUGAUAAAAGUGAAUUGGUCUACAAGAAAUGCUUAGAAUGCUUCAAAGACCUUCCUUUGGCCUCAAUCAUAUCAAGUUGUGUAUACACUGCACAUGGGGGCCUUUUUCGAAGCUUGAGUUGUGGCCCUGUUAGAAGGUCUAAGAGAAACAAACCACAAAAAUUAGAGUUAGGUUCUUUGGAAGAUUUGUCUAGAGUGAACAGAUUUUUUAUAGAUGUUCCAGAUGAAGAUCCAAGUAUAUUGAAUGAUGUGCUAUGGUCUGAUCCAUCAAAGAAAGGUGGUAUAAUUGAAAAUGCAGUUCGAGGAGUAGGUGUAACAUGGGGUCCUGAUUGCACUGAGGCUUUUUUGAAGCAGUCAAAUUUAAAGUUGAUUAUCAGAUCACAUGAAGGUCCUGAUGCUAGAGAUGGACGUGAUGGCUUUGAAGAUAUGUUAAGUGGGUACAGCACAGAUCAUGUUGAAGAGUCAGGGAAAUUGUAUACUUUAUUUAGUGCUCCCAAUUAUCCACAGUUCGGUGAAAUAAACUACAAGAACGAAGGAGCAUAUGCUGUAUUGAAGCCUCCUAAUUUUGAAAGUCCAUCUUUCCAUCAGUUCAAAGCCAUAGAAAGGCCAGAGAUAGUGAUAGAUCCUUUUGAGGCUGUUGCUGAUGAAGAUGGGAGUUAUGCCAGCGAAGAAGAUUUGACAUCAAUUUAUACAAGUAGUGAAUCUUCACCUCAAACUAAUAUUCCAGAUUGGUUGAGCUCUAGGGUCGACUUUGAGGCGUUAGGCAUUUAUAGUCCUCCUUCCUGGAAUAUUUUGAUGGAGAAUAACAGUACAGGCCGAACAAAAUUUCUCCAAGUUCCAAGGGCUCCUUUGAUAGAAGGGCUUCCUCUACCCUCACACCUGCAGGAGCCUUACAAGGGUGCCUUUGAGUAUCUCUUUGAGCUUAUUGCUGCCCUGAAGUGCAUGGUUUUAAAAGGAGUAACUGAGAAUGGAGUCCAUGCCUCAACUGAGAGUCAGAAGCGUUCCAAACGAAAACGAAGGGCAAAACGAUUGAAUCGAAUGGAUUGAAAACAUGAACAUACCAAGACUUACCAGAUGCAGAAAUUUUGCUGUCUAUUGCAGUUUCUUUUGCGGAAAAAAUUUCACCUAGUAUCAUUUUCAUGUCCAUAAUUAUUCUUUUAUCAGUGUUUUAGGGCAGGUUAGUUGCUAAUUGCUGGCUCUAACUGUUGCUGUGUGAUUUAAUAUUAAAAUGUUAAUAGUUCAUAUAUAGUUUCUUUGAUCAUCAUCGUGGUAUAUAAUCUUUUUGUAUUCAACAUUGAAACUCUCCUGUAUGAUUCUGCUUGGAUGUGAUUACAUAUUCUCCUGCGCAUUGCUGUGGGGUAUUUGUGCA